Molecule: messenger RNA, 4218 nt
Organism: Dendrobium catenatum
Lineage: Eukaryota; Viridiplantae; Streptophyta; Magnoliopsida; Asparagales; Orchidaceae
Product: histone H2AX-like
Exons: 2
Coding region: 2837-3256 (139 amino acids)
Cellular component (GO): nucleosome
Molecular function (GO): DNA binding; structural constituent of chromatin; protein heterodimerization activity
Source: RefSeq, a predicted model, not a curated record
AGGUGUUGGCACUGUCAAUAUGAUUAUGCUGCCUGAUUAGAUCUUCUUACCUAAAAUUUCAUUUAGAAGAAAUUAUUCACUCGCAGUCACUUUGCUUCCCAUAUAUCGGAUAAAAUUUGUUGUGUUAGUUUUACUAUCAUUAUCAUCUGCAUAACUAUUUUAGAUAAAUUUCAUGAUUUCUCAGAAUUCUCAUUUCAUUUUAGUGUUUUGGAUAUAGUUUACUUGAGUCUUUUGAAACGAUUUCUUGCUACAUUAUCUUUGAUUUUCCAUUUCUUUUCAACAACUUCCACGUUAAUUUAUCUUACCUGUGAUGCAGGACGGUUUAGAGUCUCCUGAUGCAACAAGACGCAUGGUGCAUAUAGAUCAGAUAAGGGAAUUUAGGAUUCAAAUAUCACGAAUUACUAAAUGUGGGAGCAUACUUUCUCUAAAUGCAAAAGUAAAUUCGAGAAUUAGAAUCCAAAUGAUAUUGUAAUGAUAGGGUAAAUUUAAAGAACUUAGCAACAAAUCUGAACCACAUAAAAUCAAGUAGCAAUUGUAAUUUAAUCACCACAAAUAAAUUCUCAAUUGUAUAAAAUUUAAAUAAAAUCAAUUGUACUAAUAAGCCAAUAAUAAAGUAUUUAGAAGAAAUUUAAUUCAUGAUCUCAUCCUAUUAUAAGGAGAUGACUUCUCCAAAUAUUUUUUAUUAUACUGCACUCAGAUGAAGCACAUAUCCAACUUGCACACAAGAUUGAAGUUUGAGAGGGAAAUUUUUAUUCCAGCAUUUUUUGGCAUGCUCAAAACAUCUAAAUAUAGAUUUCUCAUCCCUAGGUUAAUAGAUAUAGUUAGUAUAAGAUCAACCAAAAUAAUGAAAUUAAAAAAACCCUAAAGUUUAUACUUUUUCCCUUAGAAGAGACAAAUUACAGGUUCACAAUGGCAGAAUUUGUGAACUACAAACCAGCCAUACAUGGCAUUAACAGGAAUUUUGUAACCCAUAAAUAUAUUUAGCGAAAACGUGUUAUAGACCUAGAAACAAUCUCAAAAACUAUAUUUUUAGAAAGAAGUGAAGUCAGAUCGCGAUUAUAGUCUUAUUUGAAAAAAGUCAAUUUUAAUGAAUUGAGCUUUGAUAUCACCGUAAUGACACCCCAAUAGGAAAGUUAAAUAGUACUUUAAUUGAACUUGAAGGUAACCAUUGAUCAUGCCAACUUGAUAUCAUACCAACUCCUAUAAAUGAACCUAAUAUUAAAAAAUAAAUACUCCUUUUCUCAAGGCCUUCAUUAUUGGGCAUGUCUCUUAACUACUUGAAAUUACAUAAUAAAUCAAUUAAUGAAAAUAUGUAAAUUUUACUUCUAUCAUUAUUUGAUGUGAUGCUUCCAGCAUGAAUAAUCACAAAUUUCUUUAAAUAUGGCCAUCAUAAGCAAAAUUGGUUUUGAAUUUAGCCUUUGACAUUUAUCAAGCAAAUUCUGUUAGAUUUUAUGUCCUAAAAAUUAGUCACGAGUCUUCAAUAAAUUAGGCCUGUCUUUGUUUGUGAACAGGAUAUUUUGUUGAAUUCAUCAACAAUAGUGAAUGCAAAAUUCCUUCGAGAAUAAGCUAUAUUGAAUUAUAUGGCAGAGAAUUAGAUGUCAUUUCUUAUAAAAGCAGUGGAAAAAGAGAAGACCGCUAGGAAUUGACUGUAGGGUCAUGAAAUAUGACGCAUUGAAACCUAGAUUAAUAGCACAUUUUUUUGAAACAUUCAAUUUGUUGGCAUUUGUUUCCAAGCAUUACAAAAUUUUAAAUGAUACUGCCUUCUCAUUUAAUUUCUUAAAUAUUUUCAAUGAAAGUAUUUCUAAUUUAAAUGCACCAUGACUUAAUCACUAAGUUUUAAGCUCUAGAUACCUCCUAUUCACAUCAGCCACUUAUAUUUGUCAUAGUUAGCAACUAUUUUGUUGAGAAUAUCUCUACGCAAUUCAAACAAAUCAUGAAAAUUAUGCACAUGAUAUGAGAAAAAUAAUAAAUGUUGAAAUUUAAACGCGCAUUCUAAUAGAUAUUAAUAGUAAGUUAUUACGAAAUCCUAGAAAUUGAAAUACAAAUAAAAUUGUAAGUAGGCAAAUUACGUAAUUAUGAUGUGCAUAUGUGGAUGAAAAAUCUAUUGAAGGAUAAUUAAUCUAUAUAGUUUAAAUUUAAAUUGUGAUGACUUUUACACCUUUAAAAUUAACUAGAUGGAUUGUGUUUCAAAUUUCUUAUUUUUUAGGAUAUUUGGAACCAACAAAUUCUCAGAAAUAUUGAUGCCACAUAGCUUUUGUCAUGGGUUCAUUCAAUGAAUUCGUUUGACACUAACCAAAGAAAAAAUCAAUAGCAAUCUGAUUAUUAAUCAUAGGAAAAAUGGCAAAAGAUAAUUCAUCAAGAACUAUUUUUUUAUUGCUCAUUUAAUUUAUCAACUACAAUAUAUGCAUUUGGUUCAUCUUUACAUUCAGAAAUAGACUUAAUACUUCUAUGUAGUUUUGAUACAAAUAUGAUCGUGCCCAAUUUUAAUUUCAUAUUCAAAUUUUGACUUUUGACCAAGUGUAGAUUAAGGGUGCGUUUGGGACGGCUUCACGGCUGCUUUGCUUUAUAAAAAUUUAUUAAGUGCUCAUUUGGGACAUUGCGGUAGAACAAAGUUAGAAAAAUUUCUGCUGUCCGCCGCUGCUUCUCGCGACCUUCCAUUGCGUCCCGCGGUCCGUUGCGGCUCACUGCUUUCCGCCGUUUCGAAGGGCAUAAAAGACGGAAAAGCCGAGUCGCUGCUUCUUCGAUGCGCGCCUUCUCCGAUGGGCAUAUUUUUCUCUGCAGCGUCGUCGUUCUCCUCGUUCAAAAGCUAGGGUUUGCUUUCUGAUUUUUGGCCGCCAUGAGCUCUACUGCAUCUACCAAGGGAGGGCGUGGCAAGGCCAAAGCCACGAAAUUUGUGUCUAGAUCUCAUAAGGCCGGUUUGCAGUUCCCCGUCGGGAGGAUUGCUCGCUUCCUUAAGGCUGGCAAGUACGCUGAACGUGUUGGUGCUGGUGCUCCCGUAUAUCUUUCUGUCGUCCUUGAGUAUCUAGCUGCUGAGGUUCUUGAGUUGGCGGGGAAUGCAACGAGAGAUAAUAAGAAGAAUAGGAUUGUGCCUAGACACAUUCAGCUUGCCGUGAGGAAUGAUGAGGAGCUUAGCAAGCUUUUGGGUUCUGUGACAAUCGCUAAUGGUGGUGUUCUGCCAAACAUACACCAGACCUUACUGGCGAAGAAGACUGGCAAAGGGAAGGGGGAUAUUGGUUCAGCGUCGCAGGAGUUUUGAUUUUGAUUUUUUUUAUUACUUUAUACAUUUGGUUUAAAUAUGUAUAGAGCAAUAAAAUAGUUAAAUUUUAUAUCAAAAUUGUUAACAUAAAGAGUUAAAAAAAUUAAAUUUGAACAAAUUUUAUUCAUCUUCAUAUAUAUAAGGGUAACAAGGUAAUUUGUUGUAAAACAGCAGCAGCACAACACUUCGGUAGUAGUAAUACCCAAACAACAUUGACUGAUUUCUAUACAGCAACUUAAAAAAGCAGCUUUAUGUACAACAAUUUCACAACCUGCUUUACCGACAGCACCAGCCGUCUCAAACGCACCCUAAAGUUCAUGAACAUGGUCUAAUAUAGAUACUUGAUGCAUAUUCAAAGCCAUUAAAUAUAAAUUAUUCAUAUUAUAAUCAUAAAUCAUUUUUGCAUUCAAAAAUAUCCUUUAGGAAUUUUCAUGAAUUAUCAUUUUAUCAAUUCGAUCAGCUUCUAUCAUACAUGAUCUUUAUGUUGAUGUACAAGUAACACAGCCUUAAUAGUUGAUGACAUUAUUUUAUCAUUAAUGACAUGAAUCACAUAAAUGAUAGACGUGUUGAUUAAGACUCCUCAAUAUCCAAAGUUGUGUAAAGCUUAUUUAAGGUAUUUGGUGCAUUAUAGCUUUAUUUACCCUAAUCGUUUACAUAGAACCUUUAGGGAAACAAAUAAUACAAUAACAACAACAUCAAGCCUUUAUCCAUUACGUGGGGUUGGCUAUAUGAAUUCCUUUUUUCCAUUAUAUCCUGUUAAUAGUAAAAUUCUCAUUUAAAUCUAAUAAAGAAAGGUUAUUUCUAACAUUUUCUAAUUAAGUCCUUUUAAGUCCGCCUCUAUCUUUUUAACAUAAGCCAAAUCUAAUACAUCUACUUUCCUAACCGGGUCAUCGGAAGUCCACCGUUUUAUGCGACAAAACCAUCUAAGGUGACUCUCUAUAAUCUUAUCUUACACUGGAGCU